This is a messenger RNA of Owenia fusiformis, 1161 nucleotides long. The record is from the annotation of a GenBank genome assembly. Lineage: Eukaryota; Metazoa; Annelida; Polychaeta; Sabellida; Oweniidae.
AUGGUGGUUGUGUUAGGCCCUGUUGCCACUGAACCAUCCAUGGUGAAGACACAACUACAGCAAGUAGAGGUAUUGCAAGAUGAACUGAACAGCCAACAGCCCCAGUAUGAACACUUCAUCCAGGUCGGCCACAGCAUCCUAGAUAAAUGCGACCCCAACUCAGAAGAUGCCAAAGCAAUCUCGAAACAGCUUGAUGACAUGAACAAAAGUUGGGACAAAGUACAAGCGAAGUUGAACGACCGUCAAGAAUCUCUCAAGACAGUUCUGGGUUCUAGUACUGAUUUCUAUGAUGUGCUUGAGAAGCUUGCUGAUUGGAUCCCAGACAUUAUGGACAAGAUGAUGGACCAAGAACCUGUCAGCUCACAACCUGCAGAGCUAGAAGCACAGAGAGCGGAUUUAGAGCGUAUGGAGGAAGAGCUAUGUGAGACAACCAAGGAAUCAUCUGCUAAGUUUGACCUGAAGAGCAAGCUUUCCAAUGUAGAGAGACCUUUCAAUGACCUUGUCAAGAAAAUAGAUGCUCGUAAGAAGGAGAUUAAGGGAGCAGUGAAGGAGGUGAGAAGAUUUGAUGAGACAUGCACAGAGAUGCUAGAUUGGAUUGCUGAUCAACAGUUUAAAUUGGACAACCAAGAACCAAUUUCAGGCAAAGCAGAUAAACUUAAAGAACAAGUUAGACUUCAAGAGGGACUACAAAAUGAUCUUAGCUCCAAAGAGGGAGAAUUCCAAUCUCUCCUAAAGAAGGCCACCAGUCUAAUAGACCUUGCUUCUGAUGGUUCUGACACCACACCUAUACAGGACAAACAGAAGAUGCUCAAAGCUGAGUGGGACAAACUACAGAAAGCUGCUGCAGAGCGUAAAGAGAAAUUGAAAGAAUGCAACAAAGCUGUGGAUAAAUAUCAAGCAGAUCACGACCACCUUGUUCACUGGCUUGAGUUCAAUGAGGAGAAACUGAACAACAUGGACCCAGUUGGAUUAACAAAGGAUGUCCUUCUCAAGCAACUUAAGGAAGCUCAAGGGUUAAUAAUGAUCUCAACCGAAAGAGUGUAGAUAGAGACAGUGUAGCUAAGCUUGGCCAGAAUCUCAUGUCUGCUGUAGAUGUGGACCAAGAUGCUGUGAGAGAACAAGUUGAUGCUCUUGGUACACGUUGGGAGAAAUAACCAAAGG